ACUAUGACAACAGGAUAUGUGAAUGGCAAAAGUCUUGGAAAACACCGCUAUGCCAGGUGGUAUCAUGAGGACAGCAGAGAGAACGAUGGGCACCUGGAGGGCUAUGGAGAUGAAGAGGGCAGGCAGCACAGGCUGACCCCAUUUGAAAAACUAAUGCAGGCUAUGUCCCAGAAUGACAAAGUGGUGAAAGAAUUAACCCUGGGAAAGAGAAUUGACUUCUGUCGCAUCAGAGUAGAAAUAGGAAGUGGGAAUUUCUCACAAGUGAAGCUUGGAAUUAAAAAUGCUUCUCAUGAGAAAGUCACAAUUAGGAUUUUGGACAAGACAAAGCUAGAUCAGAAGAUUCAACCUUUGCUAUCUCGUGAAAUAUCCAGCAUGGAAAAACUGCACCACUCAAAUAUCAUCAGACUGUAUGAAGUGGUGGAGACACUCUCAAAACUGCACCUGGUGAUGGAGUAUGCAGGAGGUGGGGAGCUCUUCACUAAAAUCAGUACAGAAGGGAAGCUACUAGAAACAGAGUGUAAAAUAAUCUUCUCCCAGAUUGUAUCUGCUGUGAAGCACAUGCAUGAGAAUAUCAUCAUUCACCAGGACUUGAAAGCAGAAAAUGUAUUCUACACCAGUAACACCUGUGUUGGGGGGAGGGGAACACGACACUUUGGAUUCAGCAAAGCUAACCGCUCACCCGAAAGCGCAGUGCCCGCAAACUCCUCACUACAACGUCCGGAUAAAACCGAGCGCCGCUGCUGACCGGAACUUUUUCCUAAUCCAUCCCGUUGCGAAGCCCCUCAGCUCAAACGAUCGCGCUACGGGCUGCAGCGCCCGGCCAGGAGCCUGCCACCCCACUCCCCCCGCCGAACCAGCCCCGCGACGCUACUAAGGGCACCGAGGGCGCCCCUACGCCUCAAGGUUACCCGUGACCCAGCCGGGGAGACUGGGAG
Molecule: messenger RNA, 935 nt
Organism: Aquila chrysaetos chrysaetos
Lineage: Eukaryota; Metazoa; Chordata; Aves; Accipitriformes; Accipitridae
Product: serine/threonine-protein kinase NIM1-like
Biological process (GO): intracellular signal transduction; protein phosphorylation; microtubule cytoskeleton organization
Cellular component (GO): cytoplasm
Molecular function (GO): ATP binding; tau-protein kinase activity; protein serine/threonine kinase activity
Source: RefSeq, a predicted model, not a curated record